UAGUGAUCUCAGUAGAACAAUGACCUGUACUUGUUUCUUGCGAUUAAUAAUGCAAUUCAUUCGCAUACGUAUUGUUUGAAUUAUAAACAAUAUUCGCAAUAAAAGAUAAGUGUAUAUUAUCAUCCGUUGUUUGUGAAGUCAUUGCAGUAGUCCAAUUUAUACAAAUUAUAAAGAUAAACUAGUAAUUUACAAGACUUACCUGGAAAUCAACUUACGCAUUUACGUAUUUCAUGUUCUCAUGAAAUUGAUACAAAGAAGGGUAAUCCCCUUUAAUAAUUGAUCAUUUAAUUAUCAAGUGAUUGCGAUUUCUUGAAUCAAUUGGUUUGUCUUGAGUGUGAAAUGAGUGUUAUAAAGGAUAUAUUCAAGUUUUCAACGCGAUAAGGAGAUAUAACUCUAAAAUGAUGAAGAAACACUUGCCUCUACCUAGACAGUCUUUCCAGCUAUAUCCUUAAACACUUCUUCAUAUAAACCUGCUUAGUGUUUAGUUUUAGAAAUAACUUUUCCCAAAAAGAAAAACUAAUCUCGCUGCCCAUAAAUUUGAAGCGUCCAGUGGCCAGAGAUUGAACUGCUUGGUAAUUGGGUUCACGUGCAAUUCCCAAUGGAGCGAUUCUCUUAGAUUCAAGGAGCGUGCAUGUGUGUGUGUGUGCGAGUCCUUUGUGGUCAGGACAUCAAUUGAAUCCUUUCGACCUCUCUCCUUUCGAGAAGCCAAAUGGCCACUGAUUAAGAUGCUGACUGGCCGAUAGACGCGUUACUUAUGUGUUUCAUUGAUUGUUUUUCCCACACUCCUCGCCCACUUAAUUCUCCCCUUUUGGUUAAUGUCCCGAUAACGAAGAAAAGUGGCCAAAGGUGCGCCAGGAUCUCCCCUCCAAUCUUCCAGUGAAACAACCUUUUAAUUACCGUUCCGCCAAGACAAACUUUCCAACUCCAUAAACGUAAAUCUCAGGGGGCGACAGCAGCAAAGUAUGCAUCACUUUUCCAGUUAUUAACUGCUGAUGAUGACAACGGGGCGUGCGAUGCGGAAAAGGGGGCGUGGCAGGACUUAACGGGCGGUCGCGUCAAGUGAUGAACUUAAUAAUAAACGAUGUAAAUAUGAUAAUUUCUCGCAGGAUGUGGCAUCUAAUAAUAAAAUCAAAAUAAUCCCACGCCAGCGCCAAAAGUCGCCGAGUCAAGUUUAAGGACUCAACAAGGCGGGCGGAUGACUAUGUGACUGGGUGGGUGGAUGGAUGGUUGGGUGUGUGGUUGGUUGGUUGGUUUGUUGGCUUGUCAGUGACAACAGCUCUGCGGGUGGUCAGCUUCAGAAUCCUCACUCCUGCCGACUGCCUCCUGCCGACUAGCGGGGGGAACACAGGAAAAUAUUCAUUCGUCGCAUCCUUCCUGUGGCAACAGCCACAUCGGUUUGCUGGAAAGCUAAGGAAAGCCUUCUGAUUUGGGUCUGGCAUAUGUUGGCCGUGGGCCUGGUGUAUAGGUUACCCUGAUCCCCGAGAGCGGGGCGACGUCGAUUUAAUUGAUUUGUUUUUUAUGCCAAAGAGGAUUACGCGUCGUCGCCGUCACGCAGAUUACAAUUGUUGUUUUUUUUUGCUUCACUGUCUGAGUCCACGCCCCCUUUGAAUGCGAGGUAUUUUAAGGUGAAAAGGAUAUGAUGUAGUCAAGGGCAUAUAACCUUAUAGUUUGUAUAGUUUUCCCUUGAAAAAUAGAGUAAAAACAACGAAGGAUAAUCCUAUUUCUAAAUAUAAGACAUCCGAUUUUCCUGAUUUUGGAAUUCCCUAAAAUUUUCCCCACGCAUUUUCUUGUUUUCUAAUUUUAAAAUAAACAAAAAAUCAUCUGACAUUUUAUAAAUAAACGAAUGAUUUCUUAUACUGGGUAUUUUUCAGUCGAAAAUCUCAGAAAUCGUUAAGUCAGUUGUUUUUUUUGCGCUUGGGGGUGGUGGAGUUGGUGGUGGUUGAGUGGCUGCACGUGCCCUUUGACUUUUGUGACUUCUCCGGCAAAUGCCGAAGCAGCGUUUACCACCAGCUGCGCAGGUGAGCCGUAGUCGCAGCCGUAGCCCAAGAUGCCAGCCAUCCGUCCGGUGAUAAGGAGCGGAUUCCGGCCAGCGUUUCCACAUGAAAGUUCAGUUGCCAAAUGGCCAUCGCCCGAAGCAGUUCACACGCUCUCGUGAAAAUACAAAUGGAAAAACUAAUAAAAUAAAUAUAAAAAUAUAAAACUAUGUGAAAAGUGAAAAUGAUAAGCUUAAAAUACAGCCAGAAGUAUUUUUUUAAAUAGAUAAAAUACAUAAAUUUGAAACAAAAGCUAAUCCAGAGGUAUCAGGAAUUAUCCCAAGAAUGUAGAACCAAAUGCUUCAAAAACAGUUGCCAAAAAAUAAAUUCCAAAUGAAAAUAUCUCAAUAAAAAUUUAUAAAAAGACCUGAGAAUUAUUAAAAGACUAUUCAUCAUGAGUGUCAGCGUGGAUGUGGGCGUUAUGUGGCGCCUUUCGGAGGAUUUCAACCGGCGUUUCGGCCUCCGGAUGCAGCCGGCGCCUACUGUCCCCCAGCAUCCACAUUCCCACCACGCCGCUGCGGCGGCGGCUGCCGUGCACCACCAUCACUACCACCACCACCAUCAGCACCACCAGCACGCUCACACCUCGAUGAUCUUCAAUGAUCCGUAUCAGCUGCUGAACGCUGCCUCGCACCGAUUGGUCGCCCAGGGCUCUGGGGGCCAGAUACAGCUAUGGCAGUUUCUGCUGGAGCUGCUCGCCGAUUCGUCCAACGCCACCUGCAUCAGUUGGGAGGGCCAAUCGGGCGAGUUCCGGCUGACAGACCCGGACGAGGUGGCCAGGCGGUGGGGCGAGAGGAAGGCCAAGCCAAACAUGAACUACGAUAAGCUUAGUCGGGCACUCAGGUACUACUACGAUAAAAAUAUAAUGACCAAGGUGCACGGCAAGCGGUAUGCCUACAAGUUCGACUUCCACGGCCUAAUGGCUGCCUGCCAGGCCCAGGCGCAGGGCGGAGAUCCGGCCAGCAGUAUGCUAGGUUCCUACAAUCAUCAUGGCGGUGGAGGGAUGCAGCUGGCCCGCCACCCACCGCCUCCGCUGCACCACCACCACCAUCAUCAGCAUCAGCAGCCCCACCAGCAUUCCCAUCCGCAUCAUCAACUGGGACAGCCCCAUUUCCUGCAUCCGCACCACACCUCCCCGCCAUCGACGAGCUCCAGUUUGGGAUUCUCCUCACCCUCCACGGUGUCCUCGUUGCCAUCGCCUGGGCAGGUCACUGUCUCCUCCUCAAACGCCGUCGCCGCCGCUGCCGUGUCCGGAGCAUCCGGCUCUGGUGGUGCGACAUUUUCGACACCAUUCCAAGCUGGGACAACUGGGGAGGCGACCAGGACAUCCUCAACGAGCAACUACGACCAGGGCACUCCCACCACAAAUGCAUUUAAUUGAGCCCAGGGCAACCCCAAUUUGUCCUUGGGGUUGUAAACUCCCGAAUUUCGAUGAAAUAGAGGAGGAGGAGGUGGUGGUUACUGGGAGUGGGGGGACGAAGGAUGCGCAUGGACCACCCACUGCGCAGGGAGAGAGUGGUUGCGCAGAGUCCACCCAUCCGACAAGGGUCAGACCUUUUGGCCGUAAAAAGGACAUUUUCGCAUAAUUCCAGCUACUUUGGGUUAAUUGAGGAAUUGUGAUAACCUGGAGCAUCGCAGAGCAAUAUACUCGAGAACGAGAACGAGAAAUAAUUUGUUACUUCGCCUGUUAUCCUUCGCUUUUAGUUGUAAGCCCAUGCAUUCGGUAGAGAAUCCUUUAUUUCCACAAAAAAGGUUCAUCUUCAUUAUAUAAUUCUAAGUUUGCACAAAGAAUAAAAUACAGGUAAUCAUUAAAAAACUGAA
Messenger RNA from Drosophila ananassae, 3854 nucleotides. RefSeq names its product DNA-binding protein D-ETS-6 (gene Ets21C). The record is from RefSeq and is a predicted model, not a curated record. Gene Ontology annotation, molecular function: sequence-specific DNA binding; DNA-binding transcription factor activity, RNA polymerase II-specific. Gene Ontology annotation, biological process: regulation of transcription by RNA polymerase II; cell differentiation. Lineage: Eukaryota; Metazoa; Arthropoda; Insecta; Diptera; Drosophilidae. The coding region runs from base 2428 to 3414 and encodes 328 amino acids. Gene Ontology annotation, cellular component: nucleus. The transcript is spliced from 3 exons.